Molecule: messenger RNA, 491 nt
Organism: Aspergillus novofumigatus IBT 16806
Lineage: Eukaryota; Fungi; Ascomycota; Eurotiomycetes; Eurotiales; Aspergillaceae
Exons: 2
Coding region: 51-332 (93 amino acids)
Source: RefSeq, a predicted model, not a curated record
CGGUUGGUGCAUUCUCAGAAUGGCACCCUAUUGCUUAUUAUUGUAAAGCCAUGCACCAGCUGCGAGAAGGGCAUUGGGUCGUGCCGGAGGACGAUGGGGAACUUGAAGGGCCUGACCAGCGGACUGACCUUUGUAAGGAGGAACUCCACGGCGAUCUUGGUGUGCUCAAGAUAGUCAAAGCCCAGCAACUCCAGCGCAAACGAGAGCUGGAGGAAACGCUGAAAGGCCUUCAGGAGCAGUUUGAGGCUGCAGAUGCUGCUUUUAACGAAAAACAUCCAAGUCCGGUUCAAUAUCAAAGCGUGAGCCGAGCUUCUCAUGGACCCCUUGUAUAGCCUGCAGGAAUACAGGCCCCAAGGCGGUCAUCUUUGUCAAAACCAGCACUAUCUUUUACCAUCUAUCCGCUUGCUUUUGGUCUCAGUAGUGCACAGCCGCAGGGAAAAAUGCUUGCUUGCUUUCAAAGCAGUGCUCGCAUGGACACGUCUACGGGCGCU